AUGAGCGAUAUAGAACUAUUUAAGGAGAAGGAGGAACAAGAAAAUACCACUGUGACUCCUGUGGAAUCCUCCCUGACUGACACUUCUGACCUCGUGAAUAAUGUGAGAGAGGUACCACCUGUUCCUGAAACACUCAAUAGUCCAGAACUUGCAGAGGAAGAAAGUAAAAUCGAGAAAGCCAUUGAAUCAAUGGCACCUCCUCCACUACCUCCUAAAAUGCAUCCUGUGGACUCAUCUAAGAUGACACCACCUCCGUCGCUACCUCCUAGAAAUUCUUCACCGCAGUCGAGCACUGAACUGGCACCACCAGUUUUACCUCCAAGGCAUGUUGCCGCUCCCUCAGCUCAAAAUCAAGGCAUCCGUAUAUUUACCAGUCCAGAGGCAGCCAAGAGCAUGAUUAUUUAUCAACAGGAACAAAUUGUGAAGAUACUGAAAGAUGAGACAAAAUAUAAGGCCCAAAACUCAUCAGCCAUCAUUCCCGAUGAAAUAACAGAAGAAUGGGGAAAACUGAUAUCAGCCCCUUAUGAAACCAUUCAUCAGUAUAGCGUUGAUAUCGAAACGCUUUUAGUCGCGCAUGUUCCUGAAGAUAUACGAGCCAACGUAUGGGAUUCGCUCUCUUUCAAUUACUGUCACAACUGGGAAAUAGUUUACAGUAGCCUAUUAGAAAACGAUUUCAUUUCAGAUGACACCUUACUAUAUGACUUGCAAAAUUCGGACUACGUCCCUGCUGAUUUACUGGAGUCAAUCUUUAAUGUAAUAAAAGGAGCAAUUUUACUUAAUGACGACAUCAAAUACAACGAAUCACUAAUUUUCAUAGCAACAUGUAUCUACCAUGUUGUAAAAGAUGAAGUUCGUGCUUUCGGCUUAUUAAGUACUUUAUUAAAAUUCUAUGAUGCAAAGCAACUUUAUCUGGAAAAUUCACCUGGUCUCUCAAUGUUACUAUUCCAAUUCGAUAGAUUAUUAGAAGAGAAUUCUCCUCAAAUUUAUAGUUUCCUAGUCAAGAGAGGUAUACGUUCAUCAAUGUACAUGUCCAAUUAUUUUUUGACUUUUUUCUCAUCAAUUCUUCCAAUUGAAUCUUCCUCGAAUGUAAUGGAUUUGGUUUUCUUUGAGGGUCUUGGAAGUCUUUUGAAAAUUGCAUUAACUUUGAUGAUUAAAAAUAAAGACAAAAUAAUUUCAUUAGAAUUCGAUGAUUUAUUAUUCUUCCUCAGAAAUAACUUAUUUGAUGUCUAUCUUAAUGAAGGUACAACUAGGGAGGAAAACAAUGAAUCGGACGAUGAUAAUGCAUCAGUUAUGCACAAAAAUGCAGUUGUUUCCAUAACAGCAGAUAAUCUAGACAUCAAAAAAUUGAUAGAAGAUGCGCUAAAUGAGUCUUCAAUUACACCAGAGGAAUUGGCUAAAUAUGAGUCAGAGUAUAACGAAAUUCAUUUGAAUGAACUUGCUCAACAGGAACAAAUUUCGCAACUUGAAGAGAGUAAUAUGAAACUUCAGAAACAAGUUCGUGAACUGGAAAUUAAGCAUACAAUAUUGAGUAGGGAACAUGUUACCAUUGCAAAUGAAUUGCUGCAAAACAGAUUGAAGAUGGAAUCCGUUGUGAAGGAAAAUACCAACAUGAAGUUAGAAGUUUUGGGAAUGGAAAAAGAGAUCAAUACCCAAAUAAAGAAAAAUAAAGAAAUCCAAAGAAGAUCAGUUCCAGUAGAAUUGAGUAAAGAUCUUGAGAAAACAUUGAAAAAGAAUGCAACUGUUAUGCAGCAGAAUUUAAUUUUACAGGAUAGAGUUACUGAUUUGGAAAGAGUCAUUGAAGAAAUUAGGAGAGCUACAGAAGCAGGAGAGCUUUACCAACCGGCAAAUGCCGCAAGUGAUAAAUUGAGCAAGACGCCUGUUAUUGGUGGUAGUUGGAAUGGCUUUAAAAAAGUAUUUAGUUGA
This is a messenger RNA of Kazachstania africana CBS 2517, 1923 nucleotides long. It is a transcript of the gene GYL1, whose product is annotated as Gyl1p. The record is from RefSeq and is a predicted model, not a curated record. The coding region runs from base 1 to 1923 and encodes 640 amino acids. The transcript has a single exon. Lineage: Eukaryota; Fungi; Ascomycota; Saccharomycetes; Saccharomycetales; Saccharomycetaceae.